Molecule: messenger RNA, 1272 nt
Organism: Diaporthe citri
Lineage: Eukaryota; Fungi; Ascomycota; Sordariomycetes; Diaporthales; Diaporthaceae
Exons: 2
Coding region: 1-1272 (423 amino acids)
Cellular component (GO): mitochondrion
Molecular function (GO): alcohol dehydrogenase (NAD+) activity; metal ion binding
Source: RefSeq, a predicted model, not a curated record
AUGAGUGUUGAAUCCAACGAGGAGGUCUUCCGACCAGCCUUUCCAAAUGUCCCUGCAUCGCUUCGCCCUCCAACAAUGGUAUCCUACGGCUUACCGUUCGACAAGGCUGCCGCGAGGCACAUAAUCGGCACCCUCGGUUGCCGACGCACUUAUAUUGUGGCAUCGAAAGGACUAGCUUCCCACUCGGACAGUCUCGUGAAGUUGGAGAACGCUCUGCACGAUCACCAUGUGGGGACGUGGAUGGGAAUACCAGCCCAUACACCAUAUGAUGCAUUGAUUCCAAUCCUACGAGACAUCCGAGAGAAAGCGGCCGACUGUAUCGCCACCCUUGGGGGUGGCAGUUUAGCAGACGGAGCCAAACUGCUCACUUAUGCUCUCGCAAAUGGCGUCGAAAGCGUGGGGGAUUUGGUCCGCCUCGAAGCUUCUUAUUUGAAACUGGACCUUGAAGCCGUUUCUCGAGGCGAGGGCUCAUCUCUGGGCAACGCCCCGACAAUCCCGCUGGUCUUCAUACCGACACUGUCUGGUGCCGAAUUCUCCAAGUUUGCGGGCUGUACCAAUCCUACGAACCAGAUGAAGGUCCAGUUCACGCAUCCUGGCAUGUUUGCCAAGAUUCUCGUUCUAGACGGCGAGUUGUGCCGCUCGACGCCGGACUGGGUCUGGCGCAGCACCGGAGUCAGGGCCAUAGACCAUUGCGUCGAAAACAUAUGCUCCUCCCACCCAAAGCCAGAGUCGGACGAUGCGUGCUUGGAAGGGCUCGGUCUACUGACCAGGUCGCUGCUCCGGUACACCAAGGAGCCAGACGACAUGGCGGCGCGGCUUGAUAGUCAACUGGGCUGCAAUAGGGCUAUGACAGGCUUGACAAUGUUUGUUCCGUGUGGUGCCUCACAUGGCAUUGGUCAUAAUCUGGGGCCACUGGGAGUUGGCCACGGCCAGACGUCCUGUGUACUUCUUCCGUCGGUCAUGAAGUACAACGCGUCGGCCAACUCGCAGCGCCAGAAAAUCGUUAUGGAUACGUUGUGGUCGGAGCCCGAGGUGGCUCAGGUGUUGGAGAAGCGCGGGCUGGUCGAGGGAAAGGUUGACGCGGGCGACAUGCUCCGGGCGAUAUUUGACGAGCUUGAUAUGCCUAGGACUCUUGAAUCAGUGGGUGUAGGCAGGGGGCAGUGGGAUCGAUUGGCGCGCAACAGUCUGGCGGAUAGCUUCUGUCAUGCCAACGUGAUUCCGCUUGUUCAGGCUCAGCAAAUUAAGGAUAUUCUGGAAAUGUGCUCGGGCUAG